Trematomus bernacchii (emerald rockcod) is the source of this 2715-nucleotide messenger RNA. RefSeq names its product ubiquitin thioesterase otulin. Gene Ontology annotation, cellular component: cytoplasm. Gene Ontology annotation, biological process: protein linear deubiquitination. Gene Ontology annotation, molecular function: cysteine-type deubiquitinase activity. Bases 280 to 1338 code for a protein of 352 amino acids. The transcript is spliced from 7 exons. The record is from RefSeq and is a predicted model, not a curated record. NCBI's taxonomy places the organism in Eukaryota, Metazoa, Chordata, Actinopteri, Perciformes, Nototheniidae.
UUGAGGCGGAAACGUUGCUGAAAGGACAGGAUGAAAAUGGAGAUGUUCCCAGAGUGGAGGAGGAAGAAGAUAAGAUGAAGGUGGAAGAUGCUCUGACAGAGGCUGAGAUUCAGGCUGAGAUUCAGGCUGAGACUCAGGCUGAGACAGAGGCUGAGACAGAGGCUGAGACUCAGGCUGAGACUCAGGCUGAGACAGAGGCUGAGACUCAGGCUGAGACUCAGGCUGAGACUCAGGCUGAGACUCAGGCUGAGACUCAGGCUGAGACUCAGGCUGAGGAAGAUGCUGAGAUCCAGGAGGGUGACAGGAGAAGAGAAACAGCUGGCAGAGAGCACAGCUGAUGUGAAGGCUGAGGACGAGACCCCUGUCCCAGAGAAGGGGGACUCUGCUGGAGACAGCCUGGAGAACAGUGAAGAAGACCUGUACAGAGGAGCCGAGGAGCUGUCAGAAUUACAGAAAGAGAAACCAGAAAGUACAAUUUUGAAGGUGGAGGACAGAUGCAGUUUGGCACCAGCAGUGGAUAUUCUGUCGUACAGUGAGAGGGAGUGGAAAGGAAACACUGCCAAAAGCGCUCUCAUUAGAAAGGGUUAUAAGGAGAUGUCCCAGAGGUUCAUCAGCGUGAGGAGAGUGAGGGGAGACAACUACUGCGCCCUCAGAGCCACCCUGUUCCAGGUGCUGUCCCACAGCACCCAGCUGCCCCAGUGGCUGCAGGAGGACGCUCACAUGCUGCCGAAGCGCCUUGAGGCCCAGGAAGGUCUGAUAAGCCAGUGGACAUUUCCUGGAGACUGCCUGCAGGGAGAUGGGAUGGGAGAUGCUACCCUGCAGCUAAAAGGCUACAUGGAGCUUCUGAGGGAUAAGUGGCAGGCAGCCGUGGACUGCCCCUCUGCUGUGGAGCGGCAGCAGCUCUGUGAGCGGGUGUUUCAGGGUGGAGAAGAGGAGCUGGGGCUGAUGGAGGCGCUGAAGCUGCUGAUGCUGGGCCGGGCGGUGGAGCUGCACCGCUGCAUGCAGGGCGGGGGGGACAUCCCGCUCUUCUGCUGGCUGCUGUUCGCCCGCGACUCCUCCGACUGCCCCCGCUCCUUCCUCUGCAACCACCUCGGACACGUGGGCCUCAGCGCCGGGCUAGAGCAGGUGGAGAUGUUCCUGCUGGGCUACGCCUUGCAGUGCACCAUCCAAGUUUACAGACUGUACAAGGUCGACACGGAGGAGUUUGUCACCUACUACCCAGACGACCAUAAGGACGACUGGCCGUUUGUGUGCCUCGUCACCGAGGACGACCGCCACUACAACGUGCCAGUUGUAGAAGCUGCGGAAGAACUACACGAGCCGCUCAACUCGAGCUGAUCGCCACUGCAGAGAAAUCUCCUGCCAUAUAAACAAAGCACUCCUCAGGUCAAUCCAGAUUAUUACAUUUACGCCAAUUAAAGAAAUAGUUUGACAUAUUGGGACAUGUGCUUUUUGGCUGAGAGUUAGACAGAUCAAUACCACUCCUGUCAUGUCUGUUGAGUAUGAAGCGACAGCAAGCAGCAGAUUAGUUUAGCAUAAAGACUGCAAACAGUUGGAAACAGCUAUCCUGGUUCUGUCUUUGUGCUAAGCUAACUAGCUGCCUGUUGUUGUUUCAUAUUAGACAUGCAGACUUAAGAGUGGUAUCAAUCUGUAUAUUUAACUCGCAGCAGAAAAGCAUGUUUUUUCCCCCAAAAUGUCGCUUUAUUCCUUUAAAACAAAAAUAUGCUGAUUUGAGACCCUGUGCAAGAUGUGCUUUACACAUGUCUGUACACACUGUACUGUAUACAGAGUUUUCUAUUUGAGUAUGUGUACAUAUCUGUGCAUCUGAUUUUACAAGAUCAUCUCAGUGAGAUCCAAAUUAGUUUGGAGGGUGUCAUUUUGAGGUGGGGGGUAAAAAAAAAGCCCAUGUUUUUUUUUCUCUGUUAAUUGUGAUCAAAACACAACAGAGCUGCCAACAGCGCCAAAAGAUUAAAUGGAUGGGGUUUACACUGGAAUUUGGGCACUUUAAGUUGCAUAUUAAUUUAUUAUUUUUCCAUUUUCUACUAAGUGAAAUGAGUGAAUUAGUAUAAGAGCGUUUGAUGACUUAUCAGGUUUAACAACAGCUCACACCCGACUGGUGGAUUUAUAUGAAUAUUUAUCACGACCUCUGCGUCAGAGGCGUGAUUUGUGAUGGUCUGUGUGUGUGUGUUUGCAACUAUGCGUGUGUGUCGAACUAAAUGUGUAACAUGUUGCCUUUUAACCAAGCUGUUCUGAAGGGAAAAACUUGCCAAAGUUGCUGCAAAUACUGGCAACAGUCCCACCCACCAGCCACUGGAUUCAGUUUGAAGCUCGCUUGGUCCGCCAUGUUGCCUUAGGAAUAAUGCACAAUAAGAAUGAAUGUUGGUUAUUACUGAUAAGAGGCCAUUUUCUCGCCCUUAUUCCAGAGCAGGUGAAGGUGAUCUGUUAGCAGUAAAUAUUGAUUAUGCCAUUUUGCAGGAAUGUUUUCUCUGUUUAUGGAUGGCAUUUAGAUUCAACUAAAGUACAAUUUUUGUAAAAGUCUUUUUUUCUCCUUAUGAUUUAAUCAGCUUGUUGAAGCCUUGCCUAAUUUUGUGAGAAAUUUGAACAGAAGUCUAAGAAGUACCAUACAGAAAAUGACAUUUAAGUUUGUUUGGGGUCUCAGACUCUUUCUGUAUAUCAUGGUUGAAUACAAUGAAGUUUCCUAUGCUCUAAAACUGA